AAUGACCGAGGUCCGGACCUCGGUGACCUCAAUGCUCCUAAUUGACAGAAGCUAUUGAGUCUCAAUUUCCGAAACCACAUACAUGUUAUACUGUGAGUAUCGAACAACGUGACAUAAUGCAUUUUUAUUGUGAGUUAUAUAUGUGUGUGUGUGUGUGUGUGCGUAUAGAGUGCGUGGAGCAGGAACUGCAGCGAUCAACAUGUGUCUGGUGGCCUCUGGAUGUGUGGAGGCGUAUUAUGAGAUUGGGAUCCACGUGUGGGACAUCGCUGCGGGGGUUCUGCUGGUGACCGAGGCGGGGGGCGUGCUGAUGGACGUGCAGGGCGGGCCGGUGGACCUGAUGUCCCGCCGGGUGCUAGCGGCUAACAGCCCGGCGCUAGCUGAGCGGCUGCUGCAGGAGAUCCACAGCUUCUGUCCAAUCAGAGACGACGCUGCGCCCUCACUCUGAACAAGUGCAUUCUGGGUAAAACAGCAUGAGGUGCAUGGUCUGUUUGUAACGUUUGUGAAUAAUAAAGUUUAUGAUUAA
Messenger RNA from Notothenia coriiceps (black rockcod), 523 nucleotides. Its product is annotated as inositol monophosphatase 1-like. The transcript is spliced from 2 exons. Bases 200 to 445 code for a protein of 81 amino acids. Lineage: Eukaryota; Metazoa; Chordata; Actinopteri; Perciformes; Nototheniidae. The record is from RefSeq and is a predicted model, not a curated record. Gene Ontology annotation, molecular function: inositol monophosphate 1-phosphatase activity. Gene Ontology annotation, biological process: phosphatidylinositol phosphate biosynthetic process; inositol metabolic process; signal transduction.